Molecule: messenger RNA, 1685 nt
Organism: Dendronephthya gigantea
Lineage: Eukaryota; Metazoa; Cnidaria; Anthozoa; Malacalcyonacea; Nephtheidae
Product: prenylcysteine oxidase-like
Exons: 4
Coding region: 300-1685 (461 amino acids)
Biological process (GO): prenylcysteine catabolic process; prenylated protein catabolic process
Molecular function (GO): prenylcysteine oxidase activity
Source: RefSeq, a predicted model, not a curated record
UCAAAAAGAACAUUUACUCUAUAGCCUAUACAUUUAACUUAGAAUGCUCAAGCAAAGAAACUGAUGCAUGUGAAUCUGAAUUUUCAUGGAAAUACGUGAUGACAUACUUCAUUAUUACUUCACCAUAUGCAUUUACUGGAUAGUUGUGUCCAGGAAAUUUACGGAAAUCUGAGGAAAUUUUGAGAAUAAUUAAAGCCAAUCUAUGAGCCAAUUUAAGGAAUUCUCAUAUUUGGUUGUGAGGCUCCUGGACCAUUCCUGGUUGGAAAUUAUAAGAUUGUUCCGUUUGUUCGAUCUGAAAAAUGGCUUAUUUUCGUUAUUUUCUGCGUGGAACUUUUUAUUUCUUUGCUUUACCUGCAUUUAGUUUAACCGCUUUGCAACUCACAAGAGCUGAAAGUCCCGACGGUAAUGUAAAAAAAGCUGGGAAGAUACCUCGAGUCGCAAUCAUUGGAAGUGGAAUUGGCGGCUCUUCCGCAGCUCAUUUCGUGAGGGAAAUUCUUGGAGAAGAUGCACAGAUUUCUGUCUUCGAGAAGUCAGGACGUGUCGGAGGCCGGCUAGCCACCGUAGAUAUUUCUGGUGAAACCUUUGAAUCAGGCGGGUCCAUCAUUCAUCCCAGAAACUUGUACAUGAAGAAGUUUGUGGAGUAUUUAGGUUUAGAGAGGAACACAGAUACCGAUGGCAUAUUUUCACUUUAUGAUGGUAAAGAUAUUGUUUUCUCAACCAGUUCAUGGUCCUGGUUGACCUCUCUGAAACUUCUCUGGCGCUAUGGUUUCAGUUUGGUAAAGAUGGAUCAGGUUACAAAAAGUCUUCUCAACAAGUUUGCAAAUAUCUACACACUGCAAGACAAGGGUGAAUCAUUUCAUUCUGUGCCAGACCUGUUGCAAGCCAUGAGUGGUAACGAAGAGUUUUACAGAUUGACAAAAAUAACUGCAAGGAAAUAUUUAUUGGAACAGGGUCUCUCUGAGUUACUCAUUGAUGAACUUGUCACAGCCAUAAUGAGAAUCAAUUAUGGGCAAAGUACCGAAGUGAAUGCAUUCACAGGUAUGGUGUCAUUGGCAGGCGCUGAAUCAAAUCUCUGGUCUGUAAAAGGAGGAAACUGGAAGGUUUGUGAAGGACUUUUAAACAAAUCCUCCGUAAUUCUCAACAAGAACACACAAAUAAUUGAAAUAAUCAAAAAAUCAGACACAAAAGAGGACGGAAAGCCGUUGUACUACCUGCGAAGUGUGGAGUCCUUAAUAAACACUCCAUUUGAUGUUGUCAUUGUUGCUCUGCCACUUGAUAUAGCCCAGAAUUUCAUUGGUUGCAGCGAGUGUAGCAAUUGGCCCAUGCAAACUGAGCUGGGACAAUUCCAACAAACUGUAGCGACUUUUGUUGAUGGCAAUUUAAAUGAUAAUACUUUCAAGAAGGACUCAAGUGUGAUUGGUACUAUGGAGAAACCUGAAAUAUUUUUUAGUUCCAUUGGCAAACAGCCAUCUGUGUACAAAGGCAAUGAUUCUGGAGCAGAAGGCAAUGUAUGGAAAGUCUUCAGCAGGAAGCCACUCACAGAUGACCAAAAACACAAGCUAUUUUCAGAAUCUAAAGAGUCAAAGGAGGUUAUUUGGUUGGCAUACCCACACUAUACACCACCAGAGAAAUUUUUGUCUUUUGUUUUGGAUGAUGGAGUGUUCUAUGUAAACACUAUUGAAUGA